Molecule: messenger RNA, 1716 nt
Organism: Striga hermonthica
Lineage: Eukaryota; Viridiplantae; Streptophyta; Magnoliopsida; Lamiales; Orobanchaceae
Source: the annotation of a GenBank genome assembly
AUGAGUACAGAGUUCAUACGAACGAAAACCCUAAGACGCUGCUGCUCGAAGAUCCCUCUUCAAUUCCAGAGUGUUAAGAUCCAGGGCUAUUGCAAUGGCGUGGUGUGCCUCGUGGAUAAGUUUGUUGGUGGUAGAAUUGCCCUCUGGAACCCAUCGAUUAACGAAUUUAAGUUCCUUCCCCCGACUUGCAUCCAACUCCAUCCAGAUGCUGAAUUUUCUCAGGCUGGAAUUCCUGCACAAGAACCCAUCACAGACUGGAAUACUUUGAUUAGCACACAACGAUAUGUGAGAUCUUCUGGGGGUCGAAGAGAGCGAGAAAGUCUAGUGUUAGACGUGGUGCGAGAUUUGUUGUUCGACGAGAAUGAGAGCCUCGCGCGCCAGUUCGAGGAAGGCCCAAUCCCGAAAGCAAGCAUCGGCGGCGGCGCGAAAGUGUUGCAGAUGCAGCCACCAAUCGAUCCCAGCCGGCCAAGGCAACAGCGGCGCGGCGGCCAGGAGAUGCACCGGGUCAUAGCCGCCGGCGGCCCCAACUCCCAAUUGAACGACGGCGUCGGCCAGACAAGUGGAGUUGAGAUGCGAAGUGAGGUGCAGGGUCGACUACCACCAUGUCCUCCGAUGGCAGGCCUUUUUGCCGGAGACAAUGAUGAUCCCCUGGCGGAGCCGUACACUGGCAGCUACGCCCCCUCUGCAUCCUUUGAGGACAUGGCCAACGGAAACACUUUUCUAAAGGGAAAUGGAUAUUUUUCCAACAUGAUGGUUGAAACCAAUCUAGGGGAUUUUGAUAAUUAUAGCAACACGAAUGCUGACCAUCAGUCACAAGCAAUGCAAGUUAGUCCAGCAGUCCCCUCUGCGAGGCCAAACCAUAAGAGAUCAAAGAAUUUCAGUGACCACGAAGAUGAGGUUUUGGUUUCAGCGUGGCUGAAUAUAAGUUUGGAUCCGGUCGUAGGCAAAGAUCAAAAAGGUGGCAGGUAUUGGUCUCGUAUCUGUGACUAUUUCCAUGAGCACAAGACGUGCCAAUCAACGCGUACCAUUAAUUCUCUAAUGCACCGGUGGGAGACCAUACAGAAAUGUGUGAACAAUUUUUGUGGAUGUCUAACACGGAUUGAGUUAAGGCGUCAAAGUGGUACUACAAUGCAAGACAAGGUUGCAGAGGCAUGUGCUUUGUACAAGGCCGAAGACCAACAUAACAAAGCAUUUCAGUUCAUGCAUUGCUGGAAUAAGCUGAGAACACAACCGAAAUGGCUUGCUAAACUUGAUGAAUUUGCUGCUACUAAAACAUCUAACAAGAAGCAGAAGUCAAGGCCUACAGCUGAUCCGAGUGCAACUUCCCCAAGUGAAGUAGGACAAGAUGCAGUUGAAGACUUAGAUGCUAAUGCAUUGACAAGGCCAAUUGGUAAGAAGAAGGCAAAAGCAGCAUUGCUGCAAGAGAAGAAAAAAAGUGUGACAGCAACCUUAGAAAAUAUGUGGGCACAGUUAAAAGAAACUAAUGGGGAGAAAGAGCUAAAGAAAGAUCAGAGGUUCAACAAAGCAUUUGCUCUUGAACAGGAACGAGUUGCAAAUGAAAAACUACUUGUUGAGGUGAGGAGUCAAGAGGUCCAAUUGCAGAGGAAGAGGGAUGAAGAGAGGAUUAUGACCAUGGACCUUAGUGGCAUGCCAGAUGAGCAAAAAAAAUACUACAUGUGCUUGCGGGCUGAGAUCAUGAGCCGAGUAAUUAAUUAG